Dipodomys spectabilis (banner-tailed kangaroo rat) is the source of this 1461-nucleotide messenger RNA. It is a transcript of the gene Ugt3a1, whose product is annotated as UDP glycosyltransferase family 3 member A1. Gene Ontology annotation, molecular function: UDP-glycosyltransferase activity. The record is from RefSeq and is a predicted model, not a curated record. Lineage: Eukaryota; Metazoa; Chordata; Mammalia; Rodentia; Heteromyidae.
AUGUUGAUUAUUAGUUGGCUUCCACAUGAAGAUAAUCAGAGAGAAUUAUGUAAGGUUGUUGAAUUCCUUUUACAAGAAGCCUUACAUGGAAGGGAAAAAUUUGACAGCUAUAUAAAGCUCUAUGAAAUCCUUGGGACUUUAUGCAGUGACUUGCUAAGCUCAAAGGACAUCCUGGAUUCCUUAAGGAAUGAGAAUGUUGACCUGAUGAUUUUGGAUUCAGUAGAUUUCUGCUCUUUGCUGAUUGCUGAGAAACUUGGAAACCCAUUUGUGUGCUUACUUUCCACGGCAUUUGCUAACGGCAACUUUGGGUUGCCAAGUCCAUUGUCUUAUGUUCCAGUAUACUAUCCACUGCUGAGUGGAGAAAUGGACUUCUGGGGCCUAGUAAAGAACAUUCUAAAGUCUGUUGAUUUUCCUAUGAAGCAAAAAAAAAAGUACUCUACCUUUGACAACACCAUCAAGCAGCAUUUCGCAGAAGGCUCUAGGCCAGUUUUGGCUCAUCUUCUCCAGAAAACAGAGUUUUGGUUUGUGAAUUCAGAUUUUGCCUUGGAUUUUGUCAGGCUUCUGUUUCCUAACACUGUUUAUAUUGGAGGCAUCCUGGACAAACCUGUAAUGCCAAUACCACAAGAAUUGGAGAACUUCAUUUCUAAGUUUGAAAUCUCUGGUUUUGUUCUUGUGUCCCUGGGCUCAAUACUGAACUGGUUUCAGAGCCAAACAUUACUGGAGGAGAUGAACAACGCCUUUGCCCUUCUUCCUCAAGGGGUGAUAUAGAACUGUAAGAGUUCUUUGAAAUUGGCUACAAAUGUCAAAAUCAUGGAUUGGAUUCCUCAGAAUGACCUCUUGGCACACCGUAGCAUCUGUGUGUUUGUUACACAUGGUGGAAUAAACAGUGUUAAUGAGGCUAUCCGGCAUGGUGUACUGGUGAGAAUUCCAGUUAAUGCAGACUAGCCCAUAAACAUGUUCCAUGUAGAAGCAAAAAAACUUGGUGUCUCACUUUCAAUGAUCAACCUCACAGCAGAAACAUUGGCUCUGAAAGUGAAACAAGUUAUAGAAGACAAGAGGUACAAGUCUGCAGCGGUGGCAGCCAGCAUCAUCAGGCACUCCCAGCCCUUCACCCCUGCCCAGCGCCUGGUGGGUUGGAUCGACCACAUCCUCCAGAAUAAGGGUGCAGAGCACCUCAGGCCUUAUACCUUACAGCAGCCGUGGACUGAGCUGCAUCUGCUCAACAUCUUCCUGUUCCUGCUGGGCUUCACUCUGGGUGUUCUGUGGCUUUGUGGGAAGCUGCUGAUCCUGCUGACCAGGUGGCUAAAGGCAGCCAGGAAGCUGAAGAAGACAUAAUGCUUAGUAUGGCCUAGCCAUGACGGUGUUGGAGAUUCUCUGGUUCUUUGCAGGCAUCCCCUUUUCAAGCCCAGGGCACUCUGAGGUUCUCUCCUUUCCUCCACCUAUUUUACAAUUGGCUCCUCU